Botrytis cinerea B05.10 is the source of this 2781-nucleotide messenger RNA. RefSeq lists its product as hypothetical. The transcript is spliced from 3 exons. Lineage: Eukaryota; Fungi; Ascomycota; Leotiomycetes; Helotiales; Sclerotiniaceae. The record is from RefSeq and is a predicted model, not a curated record. The coding region runs from base 538 to 2268 and encodes 576 amino acids.
GCCCAUCGCCCAUCGCUCAUCGCUCAUCACCCAUUCUUUACCUCACUCCCAUCGUGCAUCGUACAUAUCUCACGCCUCACUCCUUACAACUCACGCCUCACUCCUUACACCUCACACCUCACACCUCACACCUAAUCCUUCACUUGCCCCACGCUUCACUCAAUUCACACUUCACUCAAUUCACACUUCACUCAAUUCACACUUCACUCACCACGUCCAUACUCCAAGGCUUCAACAAACCACAUCCUCUCAUCACAACACCAUCACCCAAACCACCCAAUCGAUCAACCAUUCAAAUACCCACCCAGUACACUCACCCGCCUCCCUACACACGCACAUACACAUAUAAAUACAUUUAACCCCAGCGAUCCAUAAUCUUCUUAUUAAGGAAACAUCUUAUACGAAUAGCAUCUCUCCCCACAUCCUUUCCCAAUCCACUCAAGAGCCUUCACAUCCAUUCUCUCUCCGCAUUCGCCAUUCGAUCGGCUUACAAAGAUUCAAUCCAAUCCAAUCCAACCCAAUCCAAUCCUAUUCUCAAUGUCCAGGCGACUCUUUUCAAUGUCGGGGAACUUUGACGAUCCACCGACUCAUUCAUCUACAGAUUCUCCCACCGAAACAGCAGAAAGAUUAGUGCAAGAAAUUCUAGAGCGCGGCCCUAAUUCGAACAAUACAAUAAGUCCAUCGGGUGAACUUUACAGGGCAAUAGGUCGGUAUACUGAAGCACGAAGAGCAGAAGCCGAAGACAUAAGAAAUAUGUCAUCAUCGGAGCGCAGGGCAGAGAGACAACACAGAUUAGGAGGAAGACGCCCAACAUUAAAUCAUUCAUCGAGUCGGGAGGAACAUGAUGAAAAUGAAAGGGAAAGAGAUGUAAAUUCACGAAGAGCCGAAGUGACAAGAAGACGAGAUUCAACCAGACCUAUCCCUCCUUUACUUGGUCGUCGAAGACCUCGCCUCUUACAAUCUGAUCGAUACAUGGAACCACAACGUGCUUCAGUUGAAGGCGGCCUUUUUAGCUCAUUAUCCGAGGAUGUAAGACAGUUAGAAGCCGCAAGUUUGAACCUUCGAACUUUAUUAGCGACCCCUAUAGGUUCUAGGUUACCUUCACCAGAUCAUGUCAACGAGGGAGAGUUUGGUCGUAGAACCAAGAGAAGAAAGUUGGAUCAAGAUAAUAAAGCAGAAUUGUGGCAGGGUUUCAAAUAUGGUCAAUAUGGUCAAGUUGAGCCUGGUACUUUACAAAUGGAGAUUGUUAGUUGCGAUGGAGGACUCUUCCAAAGCUGCCCAGAAGGAGAAUAUGGUUCAGAUAAUGUUCUAAAAGAUGACAAUACCGUUUACUGUACUAAAAGUAAUCGUUGUAAUAUUGUCUUGAAACAUCAAGGCGAAACUACAUUUUCUCUUUCAGAAAUAGUCAUCAAGGCACCUCAUAAAGGAUACACAGCCCCAGUUCAAGAAGGUAUGGUAUUUGUUUCCGGAACAUCGAACGAUCUCCUUACUCGUACUGCGCAAUAUCAAAUUCAAUAUUCCUCACCAUCUCGAGAAAGGCCACCAGUUUCAAUAAUGUCUAUUCGUCAUAAUGAUGAUGGUACUAGAAGUAUGACAACUGCUCAAGCUCGUGCUGGACGUCUUGUUCAAUUGGGUGCUCAAGAUCCUGAAUGCGAUUUAAAUACUCCAUAUAUUCCACCAACAGCCCAGAUUCCAUCCGAUUUUACCAAUAUUACAUCGCCAUAUCAAGUCACUAUGGAAUGUAGUAGUGAUUAUUCUGAUAAUGAAGAUCAACCUCGAAGAAAUCGCCGAGCAGCUUAUAGAAUGAGAGUAUCAAGAGAUAUUCCAGAUGAUCUUCGUCUCCCGGAUGAAAGUAGUGAUGAUGAAGAUGAAUUUCCUCCAGCAGGUUACAGACUUUCAGAUGAUGGUUCUCAUUACUAUUACGAUGCAUCAUAUUCUGCAACAAUCCCAAGGAAUAGACCACGAUUGGAAAGGAGGGAAACAGCUAGUAACAUUACAUUAGCAGAAGCUGCGGAAGCAUCUCAAAUCGCAACGCAAGAAGCAGUCGCAGCUGUAGGAGGGGAACUUAUGGUUCCUCAUGCGAAAUUUUUUAUUGAGAGAGAUAAGAGUAAGUGUACUAUCAAGUUUAGUACACCAAUUAGUGGGAAAUAUAUUCUUUUGAAGUUGUGGAGUCCAGAUGGGAGGGAUAAUGGGAAUAUUGAUAUUCAGAGUGUGGUGGUGAAGGGAUUUGCAGGACCGAGAAUGUUCCCAAAAGUGGAUUUGAUGUAGGGGCUGGAGUCAAAGGUUUUGGUUCGUAAUGGAUGGAAUAGAGGUUAUGAUGAAUGAGAAAUGGAAUCAAGGUUUAGAAUUCUAAUUAUGGUUAGGAUUUGGAGAGACGGUAUUGGGUAUAUGCAUGGAUGAUGGUACAUAUAUGGUCUGGGAAAUUAGGUGGUCGGAGGGAGGGAGGAUAGAGGGUUGUAUAUUUAGUGCAAUUACAUGCUGGCUCAUAUAUAUUACAUGUAUCGAAGCAAUGUAUGUGGUUUUGGAUCUGAGCCGUAGAUGUAUGGAAGUGGAUUUUUUUAUCUAUUGGAUAUAUGGACUUUGGGGUACUUUGAAUGUGAAUGUGAAUGUGUAUAGAAGGAGAUAGACAUAGGAGGGGCAGGGGGUUGGAGAAUGGAAAGGGGUGGUGGAGGAAAGAGGAUGGGUUGUUUGUUGGAUUGGGAGAAGUAGUGGAAAUGCGGUUGUGAAAGUAGCAGUCGUAGAAUUUAUUCACAUCUAAGAGAUACCUCCUCCUCCUCCUCA